Molecule: messenger RNA, 839 nt
Organism: Mollisia scopiformis
Lineage: Eukaryota; Fungi; Ascomycota; Leotiomycetes; Helotiales; Mollisiaceae
Product: vacuolar ATP synthase-like protein 16 kDa proteolipid subunit
Exons: 6
Coding region: 81-569 (162 amino acids)
Biological process (GO): proton transmembrane transport
Cellular component (GO): proton-transporting V-type ATPase, V0 domain
Molecular function (GO): proton-transporting ATPase activity, rotational mechanism
Source: RefSeq, a predicted model, not a curated record
CACGGACUUCCUCAACGUCACUGCACCAUCCAGCCAACUCCACCCAGUCCAGUUACGUCCAUUAGGAGCUGUAUUUCACAAUGGCAGACUCAGACCUGACUCCAAAGUUUGCCCCGUUCUUCGGGAUGGCGGGCAUUGCAGCUGCAAUGACCUUUGGCUGUUUCGGAGCAGCUUAUGGUACAGCGAAGUCGGGUAUUGGAAUUGCGGGUGUCGGUACCUUCAGACCAGAUUUGAUAAUGAAGUCACUUAUCCCCGUUGUCAUGUCCGGUAUCAUCGCAGUCUACUCCCUCGUCAUUGCAGUCCUCAUUGCCGGAGAUAUGGGCCCGCCGCCAGCACAGAAUUAUAGUUUGUUUAACGGUUUCAUGCAUCUUGCCUGUGGUCUCUCUGUUGGCUUGACUGGUAUGGCGGCUGGAUACGCAAUCGGUAUUGUAGGAGAUAUGGGUGUCCGAUCAUACAUGCUACAAUCGAGGAUAUUCGUCGGCAUGGUUCUGAUUCUGAUUUUUGGAGAAGUAUUGGGUCUCUAUGGACUCAUUGUCGCCUUGAUUCUCAACACAAAGAGCAGAGGCUAGAGCAACAUUUACCCAAUGGUGUCCAGAGACCAAGGAACAAAAUAGCCGUCGAAAUCGAAACGUACGAAUACCAUUGUUUGAUUAAAGAGGCGGGGAAGGAGCAUUGCUGGGAGUUUGGUUGUGUAUAAAGGGAGAGCAGGUCCAUAGGAGAGCUCUAACUUCGAAUAUCUUGUACAAUGCAUUCUACACAAGAGGACUGAUAAUCUCGUUGCGAUUUCUUUCUUUUGGAUUCUGUUAUUUCUCUUGCCACUUGGAUCGACAUUGCGUAUA